Ictidomys tridecemlineatus (thirteen-lined ground squirrel) is the source of this 8688-nucleotide messenger RNA. RefSeq names its product solute carrier family 9 member A7 (gene Slc9a7). Gene Ontology annotation, biological process: sodium ion import across plasma membrane; potassium ion transmembrane transport; proton transmembrane transport. Gene Ontology annotation, molecular function: sodium:proton antiporter activity; potassium:proton antiporter activity. Lineage: Eukaryota; Metazoa; Chordata; Mammalia; Rodentia; Sciuridae. Gene Ontology annotation, cellular component: plasma membrane; recycling endosome. The record is from RefSeq and is a predicted model, not a curated record.
GCGCAGCUCCAGGCGCAGUCCCAGCCCCGGCGCGAGCAGGAGGAGGAGCUGCGGCGGCCACGGCUACUCCAGCAAGUCCGCGGCGCCACGGUAACCCGCCGACGGCGCGGGCUACUGGUACCCGCGUGGAGGAGGCGCAGGCGGCCCUGGGGCAAUGGAGCCUGGUGACACGGCGCGCCCGGGCCCUGGGCGGGCUGUCCGUGCGCUGCGGCCACGGCUACUGUUGCUACCACUGUUGCCGCUGCUACUGGGUCGGGGGCUGCGUGCUGGGGCCGCGGCCUCCUCUUCUGGGGCGGCGGCUGAGGACAGCAGCGCCAUGGAGGAGCUAGCCACUGAGAAGGAGGCAGAGGAGAGCCACCGGCAAGACAGCGUGAGCCUGCUCACCUUCAUCCUGCUGCUCACCCUCACCAUCCUCACCAUCUGGCUGUUCAAGCACCGCCGGGUGCGCUUCCUGCACGAGACCGGACUGGCCAUGAUUUAUGGACUCAUUGUCGGGGUGAUCUUGAGAUAUGGCACCCCUGCCACCAGUGGCCGUGACAAGUCACUCAGCUGUACUCAGGAAGACAGGGCCUUCAGCACCUUAUUAGUGAAUGUCAGUGGGAAGUUCUUUGAAUACACUCUGAAAGGAGAAAUCAGCCCUGGCAAGAUCAACAGUGUAGAACAGAACGACAUGCUGCGGAAGGUAACAUUUGAUCCAGAGGUAUUUUUCAACAUUCUCCUGCCUCCAAUUAUUUUUCAUGCUGGGUACAGUUUAAAGAAGAGACACUUUUUCAGAAAUCUUGGCUCUAUUUUGGCCUAUGCCUUCUUGGGGACUGCUGUUUCUUGCUUCAUUAUUGGAAAUCUCAUGUAUGGUGUGGUGAAGCUCAUGAAGAUUGUGGGACAGCUCUCUGAUAAGUUUUACUACACAGAUUGUCUGUUUUUUGGAGCAAUUAUCUCUGCCACUGACCCAGUGACUGUGCUGGCGAUAUUUAAUGAAUUGCAUGCAGAUGUGGAUCUUUAUGCACUUCUGUUUGGAGAGAGUGUCCUAAAUGAUGCUGUUGCCAUUGUACUGUCCUCGUCUAUUGUUGCCUACCAGCCAGCAGGGCUGAACACUCAUGCCUUUGAUGCUGCCGCCUUUUUUAAGUCAGUUGGCAUUUUCUUAGGUAUAUUUAGUGGCUCUUUUACCAUGGGAGCUGUGACUGGUGUUGUGACUGCUUUAGUGACCAAGUUUACCAAGCUGCACUGCUUCCCCCUGCUGGAGACGGCGCUCUUUUUCCUGAUGUCUUGGAGUACAUUUCUCUUGGCAGAAGCCUGUGGUUUUACAGGUGUUGUAGCUGUUCUUUUCUGUGGGAUCACACAAGCUCAUUAUACCUACAACAAUCUCUCAGUGGAAUCAAGAAGUCGAACCAAGCAGCUGUUUGAGGUGUUACACUUCCUGGCAGAGAACUUCAUCUUCUCCUACAUGGGCCUGGCGCUGUUUACCUUCCAGAAGCACGUUUUCAGCCCCAUUUUCAUCAUUGGCGCUUUUGUUGCUAUCUUCCUGGGCAGAGCUGCACAUAUCUACCCACUCUCCUUCUUCCUGAACUUGGGCAGAAGGCAUAAGAUUGGCUGGAAUUUUCAACACAUGAUGAUGUUUUCAGGCCUCAGGGGAGCCAUGGCCUUUGCAUUGGCCAUCCGUGACACAGCAUCCUAUGCUCGCCAGAUGAUGUUCACGACCACCCUCCUUAUUGUCUUCUUCACCGUCUGGAUCAUUGGCGGAGGCACAACCCCCAUGUUGUCAUGGCUUAAUAUAAGAGUUGGUGUGGAGGAGCCCUCCGAAGAGGACCAGAACGAACACCGAUGGCAAUACUUCAGAGUUGGUGUUGACCCAGAUCAAGAUCCACCACCCAACAAUGACAGCUUUCAAGUCUUACAAGGGGAUGGUCCAGAUUCUGCUGGAGGAAACCGUACAAAGCAGGAGAGUGCAUGGAUAUUCAGGCUGUGGUACAGCUUUGACCACAAUUACUUGAAGCCCAUCCUCACACACAGCGGCCCCCCUCUAACCACCACUCUUCCCGCCUGGUGUGGUUUGCUGGCCCGAUGUCUGACUAGUCCCCAGGUGUAUGACAACCAAGAGCCACUGAGAGAAGAAGAUUCUGAUUUCAUCCUGACGGAGGGUGACCUCACCUUGACCUAUGGAGACAGCACAGUGACUGCCAAUGGCUCCUCAGGCUCCCACACAGCCUCCACGAGUCUUGAGGGUGGUCGGAGAACAAAGAGCAGCUCUGAGGAAGUGCUGGAGCGAGACCUGGGAAUGGGAGACCAGAAGGUUUCAAGCCGGGGUACCCCUCUUGUGUUUCCUCUGCAGGAAAAUGCGUGACUGUCCCCCAAAAUCCUGAAAUGCUGGGGUAGGCCCUUGGAGUUGAGGAUGGCUACAUGCCCCAGUGUUGUUUGAGGUGGGGCACUGACUGGAUUGAACUAAUGCUUCUAUUUUGUUGGGGUUUGAAGCUAUCUUAACACUUAAAAUUUAACCCAAGACUCAGAUGGUGAAGCUAGAGUGUCUCUAAAUCAAGACGAAAGCAGAUCUAUCCCCACUUUUUCACAUUGUAGUGCGCUGUUUCAGAGUUAAGCAAACACAAAAAUAGCAUGCUUUCAUGGUCUCUUAAUUCAUCCACCCAUGCUCUUUGAAUAAGGCAGGGCAAGUAUUGGAGAUUCUACCCAUGAGAAGCUUCAUCUCAGCACAUAGCAGUGCCAGUCUAGCUGGCUUGAGGAACAUCAAGUCAGGGGAGAACAGGCUAGAAGAAAGACCAUGAAGGAAGGCAGUUGAGAUUGGCCCACCAAGAAUUCUGGGAUGCUGGUGUUAAACGGGACAGAAAAAGCUAUUUGAGUGGAGGCCCUGGCACUGAAGGCUACAGGACUGCAUUCUCCUAUCAGGAUCCCUGACUUUAUGCAACCUGUGUUUUCUUCUAGACUGAAGAUUAGAAAUGAUAUCCAUGAACAUUUCAGUGUGGGGAAAAGAAUUCUAGUUUCUUCUCUGGAAAUCUUUGUAAAGAAGUUACUGGGAUGUUUAAAACCAAAGGCAAAUUGUGUUAUUCUAUUGUUUUUAAAUUAAUCUGAGGACAGAAGGGGUUUAGAAAACGAUGGUAUCACUGCAAGAAUCAUUUAACUUUUGAGGGCUACCAGAUAGCCCACUACCUGGAAAAAUGAUCAGUAAGACUGGGGUAUAUACCAUAGAGUUAGAGAUAACACCAAAAUUUGUAGGAUGCUUUUAUCAGGGAAAGAAAAAGCAGCAAGAACCCAAACAGGCAAUAGGCUAGUAUUCAGAGGGAAAGGGAUCUCAAUGUGAAAAUAAAACCUGCAAAGAAAAUACAAGAUAGGCAUCUUAAGACUCAGUAAAAUUCCAAACUUUGAGCUGAUGUAUGCAUGCUAUUCAGUGGCUACAUGAGAAAUCUGAGUAAGCAUUAUUCAACCCAAUAGAAAGUUUCAUCUUAGAUAGGAUUAGGAAUCAGGUGUCUUUACAGCAAGUAUCAUUUUCUGGAUAUCUGGAGAGAGUAUUGCACCAGCUUAAUUUGUGGAUGUGGUUUGAAACCUGGGUUUUCAAUUUGUGUUCUUUCUGGGUGAAAUAUUCUGCCUGCCCACACCUGUGGUAGGUGAAAUACUGAGAGAACUCUUGGGACAGUUUUUUUCUCCACUCAUCUCUGUGCUUUAGUGCUAGCAUUGUUGGCAAAUCAAUUUCUAAAACAAAUGUCUUCAAAAUGUGAGUAUUUUUCUUCCUAUGGUAGACAAAUUAGUGUCUUAGUACCAUACACCCAUAGUGAAUCAGCCAUUUAACCUUCUUAACUCACAUCUUUUUUGUUGUUGUUUAUUUUUUUAUUUAUUUAUUUUAUGUGGUGUCGGGGAUUAAACCCAGUGCCUCAUGCAUGCUAGGCAAGCUCUACCACUGAGCCACAACCCCAGCCCCCUAACUCACACUUUUCAUGGUUAAUUUCUCUCUUGCCCAGGCUGGCCUUGAACUCCUGGGCCCAAGUGAUCCUCCUCUCCCAACCUCCCAGUAGUUAGAACUAUAGGCUCGGGCCACCAUGGUAAUUGUUAUUUUUAAAAUAGGUCAUAGCUUUACAACUUUCAGAGUUUUAAUUGGUAAUUUGUUUAAGUAAGGAAAAAUUUAUUUGAUGAGGUUGAGCCACAUGAGAUUGAUGAUUUUCAACUAUUUUUUCAAAAUCUAAAAUAGCAGUUUCAUAUAGAUUAAUAUAAGAUAAUUGAAUGCAUUUUAUUCAUCUCUCUCCUUUCCAUAGUAAAGUACAUUAUGAUUUUAUGGUCAUCUGUGGACUUUGUAAGUCUGCUAAAAGCUAAACAAUGUACCUAACCCCCUGAGACCUCAGGGUCACUAGGCUAGCAAAGGACUUCAGAAGACCUGCACCCCACAGCCACAGAAUAAGCUUUUUUAUGUUUCAGCCCCUAGAAGGUUGUGGGUUCAAGUUGUAGACAACAGCUGCCACACUUAGCAGAAGGUUGGAAUUUUGUCCAUGUGAUUAGACCCAGAACCAUCAAGCAGUGUUUGUUUUAUAGUUAUCUCAGUAAUGACCAGUACACAAUAUAAACUUAGAAGAUGAGACUGGGGGGGGGUUGGAUUUUUUUUUUUUUUUGAGAUGGGGUUUCACUAAAUUUCCCAGGCCAGCCCUCAGCUUGUCAUCCACCUGCUUCAGCCUCUGAGUAACUGGGAUUACAGGUGUGCACCUUCCUCUCUCUCUCUCUCUCUCUCUCUCUCUCUCUCUCUCUCUGUGUGUGUGUGUGUGUGUGUGUAGGUUAGGUUGGUUUACUCUUUGGUUGGGUCUGUAUAAAGCCUUUGCUCAUCCUUUAUGCUGGAGGGGAAAAGCUUAGACAAAAGUCCUAGUGAUUAUUCUUGAAAAAAACCCAACCAAGUAGAAUACACCCAGUCUUCAUUCACUGCAAAGCUUUGUUAUUCUUUUGGGUUUCUAGGAAGCGUUCAGAAGAUGGUAAGAAAUUAUCUUCUUAGGGAAGAAAAAUAACCAUUUUGCUUCCCAGCCUAGUCUUAGGUCAAUCAAUAAAUUGUUGUGUUUUCCCCCUAAAGGCCAUCCUUUAGUCUUCAUUGAAAACCCUUUGUUCCAACCUUAUUAAAUAUAAGUAAAUACAGAUUUUCCGAGACCAAAACUAGAGUUAUAAUUAUUUGAUUGAGUCUUUUAUUCAGCAGAUUGAAGUAAGUCACUUGGACCUAUGGUCCUAAGUUUUGUGUGCAAAGUGUGGAGAAUUUUGACCUUACCAAGGGUUUGGGAAGGGGAAUCCAUUUAUUGAAAUGGUUCCAUAUCAAAAAGCAUUAUGACUAGGCUGCAUGGAGAAAAGUAAGAAUGCCACAAAGCCCAGAAAUCAUCUAGCUCAAGGCCAACCAGCUGCUGUUGGUCUGGCAUAAAAAACAGACUGAUAUUGCUGAAUAAUGGUGUAUCCAAUUAAACAAAGAUCUUCUGAGAAAGUAUUCCCAACUCAUCCUUCACACAUAUUUGUUCAAGUUAAGGGGGGGUGACGUUUCAGCCAAGUCAGAGGGUCUAAAGCAGAGGUUCUGCACCCUGCCUGCAUAUUAGGAUCACAUGGCUGGUUGGUUUUUUUUUUUUUUUUUUUUUACAUAAUGACAUUACUUUCCAAGAUUUGGAUUCACUAGCUUUGGAAUAGGACCUGGCAUCCACACUUUGUUUUGAAGCUCCAGGAGUUCCUAAUGUGCAGCCAGGGUUGAGAGCCUUUUGGCUAGAGCUUUCUUUGGACUCUGUUUGGUACUUUAGUCAAAAUAAUGGCCUAGCAAGUUAAAGGUUUAUUUUUAAAAAUUUAUUGGUGCAUUAUAAUUAUACAUCAUAGUAAUAUUAUGAUACAGUCAUUUAUGCACAUAGCAUAAAUUAUUCUUUCAUUCCCCCUAUACCUCCCCUUUCCCUCUCCUGAUCCCUUCUCUACUGAUUUCACUUCUGUUUUCACAAAGUCCCUUUUCUCUCUAGCUUCUGUGUAUGAGAAAACAUAUAGGACCCUUGACUAUUAGUCAUGAGGAACAAACCAAGUCAGUAACACAGCCUUGGCAGCUAUGAGAAAGUUUUGAGUUAAUCUUUGCAGAACUCAAGGACAUACUCCAAAAAAUUCAACUGCAAAGAUUACAUUUGACAGCCUUAGAGCCUCCAAGGAGAUAAGGAGAACAAGUGUGUGUGUGUGGGGGGGAGAAUUGAAAACUUGUCAUCUUCCUUCCCAUUUGUGAGGAGAGGGGGAGGAGGAUUUUUGUCUUAACUGAGCUUCUGAUUAGUCAACAUGAAGGUUUCUGGGAGUCUGGCUUUUAAAUUUCAUAUGGAAUUAAGUUAAUAGCUUGUUCCCAUGCCUGAAUUUGUGUUGGAUUCCUGAGAAUAAGGGUGGGCCUGUUGAGUGCCAGAACACAGGGGAAAGUUGUGGUCACUUUGCUGUCACAUGAUGGACAGCAGAUAAAAAUUCCUGCCAUUCUUUUUGAUAAGAAUGGUAGUUCCCAGUCUUUGUGGGAACUACCAGCAAACCCAACCUUUGCUAGAGAAGGAAUUUUGGAAUUCAAGUAAGACUACAAUUCUCAGGAAACAAGCACAGGAAGGGCAUAUGGAUUCUGAGCCUCCAAGGUACUCACUAGGGUGACGAGACAAAUGAGUGUUGAUGCCUCGAAGUCAAAAGUCACACUGAAACAUCAAGUAUCUCAUCAAGCAAACAGCACGGGGCUCUUCAGGCUAUUUUCUAGACCCAAAAAUAUCCUAUGUGGUUUGACAAAUGAAGUCCCUUUAGAAUAAAUGCAAAAUGAUAUCUCCGCUAUCCAUGAACAUUUCAGUCUGGGACAAAGAAUGAAUAGUUCCUUCUAAAAUAGAGGCCUGUUUCACAUUGUCCCACCCCCAACAUUUCACUCCCUCUCUUUGUCUUAAGUGGAAGUUAAUGUAAUCAUAUCAGAUCUUUCAUGUGAACCAGUGAUUUCUAAAUAUAGAAACACCACCAAUGUAUUUAUUGAAGAUCAGCAGGGCCAUUGAGCGACUCAUCAGAGGUGAAAAUACCCACUUGGAGACCUGCCUUAUAAGUUCUAAGAGUUGUAUCAGAAAGAUGACAGUGGCAUCCAUUGUAAAAUGCAGCCUGGAAUGAGGGCUACUGGUAAGUCAGCUUGCCAACAAGAUAAGUAUGUGACUUCUUUUUCCACCCUAGAAGUAGAGAACUUGACGAUGUCUUUGAUGCCUGCCUUUUGACAUUGAUUGUGUAGAUUAGUUAUCCAGAGUCAGAUAAAUUACCCUGGUAUCAUUGAGUUCUGAUCACUUCUGUUGGUUUCUAAGUGAGAAACUAGCUUUCUGGUAUCAGCUGCUGCAUGCUGGUAACAAUAAGUUGAAGGAAUUUAGUAGCCAAGAGUCAUAGUUUAGAAACAACACAUCUGAAUGCUGCUUCCACCACUUUGAUAUCUGAAAAGAUCUUCCCCCACUUUAAAGCCUAGUGAAAACAGUAUGGAGAGAAAUACUGCAGAAACCAAUGCUACCAUCUAACUAGGAAAAGACAAGUAGAUUCUUUUGACAAUCUUUUAAAACAAGACCUAGACACAAACCAUUUUUUUUUUUUUGCAAACAUGUCUUGUCACCCAGGGGUAGCAAAAAUUGAAGAGAAAAACCAAAGUUGUUGAUCUUAGUUUUAUUUUCCUAAGCAGGGUAUACUAUAACUGGCCCAGAUGGAAUGCACAGGCUGUCAGAUUUCAGCCACCUGAGCCUUGGGGAAGAUGAGAAAGAAAGUCUGUCUGCUGUGCUACCUUCUGAAAAGGUCUGAAGCAGACCUGAGUGCAUGCAGCAAAGGUCACCUUCUCAUUCUGAUGGCCAUCCUUUAAAAAAAGGCUUAAUGGAAUUGCCAAAUGUCACCAUAAUCUCUCAACUCUUGGCCAGUGGAAAAAUUGUCUAAGCCUCUGUAUGUUGGAGGAACUCGGAAAAGGACUUGUAAACAGCACAAAGCGUCAUCUGCUGUCUAAAGCACUUUUAAGAAGUUACCAUCCAGGUGUUACUGGGUGAUUAACUGCAUGUACAUUUGGGGACUAACUUUUGUUAUGAUUAUUUCAUUGUGGGCUUUGGAGAAGUAGAGGAAUGAUUUUCAGUUGUAUAGGUGUGAAGUCUAUGGUUUUGUAAUUUUAUUACUGAAAUCGAUCCUUCAAAGUGUGAUUUCAGCUCCUUCUAGAUUAUCUCUUUAUGUUUUCAUAAAAUGCAUCUGAUACUACUUACUUGGGAAGUUUUGUUGUGUCCAUUAAAAUGAUUCAAUGGGAAGGCCACAAAGAUCCAUUUAAUAACUGAACAGCAACUUUUUGAAGUAGAAUAGGGUGAAUUUAACAUGGAAUGAUGUGACCUUCUGGGGAACUUUUUAUAGAGGGCUUACUUAUUGUAUUUGGGGAGAUUUUGUUUCUUCUAUUUCCAUUCAAUAGUAGCAAACUGGUGGUUUUAUAAUAUUAAAAUUAUACUAUGUUGUAUAAAUAUACAUUAUAAAUGAUAUUGAAGUAUGUUAUAACUGUGAAAAAUUAAAGACCUGAAGUUAUCUACCUUUAUGUGCAAUAAGGAAAACUGCCGUAGGCCCCCCAAAGUGGUAUCUUUUCCCUAGCAUUUUACUUAAUGUUUGCCUUUGUGUAGAUGUGUAGAUUGCUGUUGUAAAGCUAGCCAUGUGUUUUCCUGCCCUUUACUGAUAUUUAACACAUUUUUUUCAAAGCUUUUUUUUUUUUUU